AUGGCGGAGCUCAAUAAACCCCUAACUACUCGCAUUAUUCCGCAUCAGUUUCUCAAGCAACUCUUCUUGGUCGGUCACGUACCACAGAGAGCUCUUACAUCUGAUCCACGGCUGUCAUACUCUCUGUAUGUUCCCCAAGAGCACUAUCCCAAGAAUUCUGAACAGAAACUCCCUCUGCUUGUCCAUGUCCAUGGGACCAGUCGAGAUCUCUCCCCCGUCAGGCGUGAGCUAGUCGCCUUUGCCGACUCUAUGCCGUGUGCCAUUCUGGCACCUCUAUUCCCCGCCAACCUAGAAGGACCAACUGAUUUCAAUUCCUACAAAGAUCUCCGCACAAAUAGCCUACGGUCCGAUCUGGCUCUAAUUUCUAUGCUGGACGAAGUUGCCUUUACCUGGCCCGGCAUCGAAACAAGCAAAAUCCACUUGAUGGGGUUUUCUGCUGGUGGUCAAUUCGCGCACCGCUUUCUCUAUCUUUAUCCAGAGCAUUUGGCAUCCGUUAGUGUGGGAUCUCCAGGCCAAGCUACACCAUUGGACUAUCAGAAAAACUGGCCAAAGGGAGUUGCAGACGUCGAAUCUAUAUUCAACAAGACAGUUCGGGAGGAACUUAUCAAAGAAGUCGCCAUUCAGCUAGUCAUCGGUGCCGACGAUGUGAUCGGCCACGGUAGUUCGGAGUUCCGACAGUGGGCGCGAAAGAUGACGACGGCUCUCGCAGGCAAAGAAGCACCAGCGUCUAUUCAGGCGGAUGUAAGCGACUCCAGUCUCGAGGUGGGCAACCGAGUAGACACCAUCAAGAGAUUGCAUACAUCGUGGAAAGAACUUGAGAUUGAGGCAAGGCUGGAUAUUGUUGACGGUGUGGCUCAUAAGUCCGCUGGGGCAGCUCGCGAGUGA
Molecule: messenger RNA, 885 nt
Organism: Talaromyces atroroseus
Lineage: Eukaryota; Fungi; Ascomycota; Eurotiomycetes; Eurotiales; Trichocomaceae
Exons: 2
Coding region: 1-885 (294 amino acids)
Cellular component (GO): extracellular region
Molecular function (GO): hydrolase activity
Source: RefSeq, a predicted model, not a curated record